AUGGCCUUUAUUUUUCGUGGUUACUUGCGGCUUCUUCAGCGAUGGACGCUUCCUACCCAGAUGGCGACGGCCAGUGUAACAGCUGGGACGGGUGACUUGAUCUGGCAGAAGGGCUUUGAGAAGAAGGAAUGGUCGGAAGUCGAGUUCUACAAGACUAGACGGCUCAUGAUGUACGGUGGAUUGAUUUUUGCGCCCAUCUCGAACCGGUGGCAUUGGGUGCUUAGCAACAUCAACCUGCGCCACAAGGUUGCGACCGUCCUCGCACGAACCGCUACCGACUUAACCUUCUUCUCGCCCUUCGCAACCUGUCUCUUCUACGUUUCUCAAGGCGCCAUGGAGGGCCGACCGCUCCGCACAGACACGACCGACCCGUCGACAGAGGGCAUCUACGAGCGGCUCGAGGACCGACUGUUCCCGACCGUCCUCAAGCAAUGGGCGGUCUUUGGUCCCGCCAACCUGAUCAACCUCUCGGUCGUGCCGCUCUACGCUCGCCCUCCGUUCAUGAACUUUGUCAGCAUCGGCUGGAACACCUUCCUGGCGAGCGCGCAAAACCGCGGCGGGAUUCCUCCGCCCGACCACGUCCUCUCGCGCGAGAUGCAGAUCUCGGUGGCGGCUGCCGAGGUCAUGGAGUGA
This is a messenger RNA of Rhodotorula toruloides NP11, 633 nucleotides long. RefSeq names its product protein of integral membrane protein, Mpv17/PMP22 family. Lineage: Eukaryota; Fungi; Basidiomycota; Microbotryomycetes; Sporidiobolales; Sporidiobolaceae. Bases 1 to 633 code for a protein of 210 amino acids. The transcript is spliced from 5 exons. The record is from RefSeq and is a predicted model, not a curated record. Gene Ontology annotation, cellular component: membrane; mitochondrion; cytoplasm.